Molecule: messenger RNA, 1207 nt
Organism: Quercus lobata
Lineage: Eukaryota; Viridiplantae; Streptophyta; Magnoliopsida; Fagales; Fagaceae
Product: probable carboxylesterase 9
Exons: 1
Molecular function (GO): hydrolase activity
Source: RefSeq, a predicted model, not a curated record
UUUUUGACGAAGUAGUGGAGCUCACACACUGCUUGGUCACAAUUAAUGGUAACAAGAAGCACAAUUCCCUCAUAUGCCCAGCAGAAACUCAAUGGCAUAGCUCAAACAAGAAUCACAAUAUCCACAUAUUUUUCAGUAUUGUGAAUUAGAUAGCAAAAAGGAAAUUGAGAGAGAAAGAGAGCACAAAAAAUCCAAAGCCUGGAUUUGUGUUGUACCCAGAUUCAGGAUCAAAAUUUUCAUGCACCUAGAAAUUUAUUUGAAAACCCAAAAUUCUUCUUCAUCAUCUACCACCAAUUAUUAAACAAUCAAAUCAGUAUAAUCCUAACAAAUGUCGUCAGGUAUAGAUCCCUACGACCACCUUUGCAUUUUUCUGAACCCUGAUGGCACUCUCACUAGAUUUUGGACGCUCCCAAAGAAAAAAGCAAACCCUAUUGCCACUAUUGGCGAGCCUGUGGUCUCCAAGGAUCACACUCUCAAUGCUGAAAAGAAAACGCACGUCCGAAUCUACAUGCCGACCAUCAAAUUGCCUCCCAAUGAUGACACAAGGAUUCCGAUCAUAAUUUUCUACCCCUUUUCGAAUUGGUACUUUUCUAUGUGGGACACUGAAAGCAACGAUAGGAUAGCCUCAGAGCUCGCAUGCCAGGUUCCUGCUAUUGUUGUCUCCGUUGACUACCGCCUUGCACCAGAGAAUAGGUUGCCGGCGCAAUACCAUGAUGGCGUGGACGCAAUACUUUGGGUGAUGGAACAGGCAUUGAAUCCAAACGGUGAGCAAUGGAUUAAAGAUUACGGAGAUAUUUCAAGGUGUUACCUGUAUGGACAUGGUACUGGUGGGAACAUAGCAUUUUUCGCUGCGUUAGAAGCAACGAGAAUGGAGUUGGAGCCGUUGAAGAUUGUUGGGAAUAUAAUGAACCAACCCCUGUUUGGUGGCAUUGUAAGGACAGACUCAGAGCUGCAACAUUCUACGGACCCUCUCCACCCCUUGUGUGUACAAGAUUUGAUUUGGGAGCUCUCUUUGCCAAUUGGUGAAAAUCGGGACCAUUGGUAUUGUAAUCCGAUAGUGGAGGGCCCGCACACGAGCGCCAUUAGCAAGCUUGGUAAGUGCCUUGUGAUUGGGUUUGGUGAGGACUUCAUGUUCGAUCGGCACCAAGAGUUUAUAACAUUGUUGAGGAGGCAUGAAGUCCAAAUUGAAGCACUGUUCCACGAUUCU